Molecule: messenger RNA, 1134 nt
Organism: Penicillium verrucosum
Lineage: Eukaryota; Fungi; Ascomycota; Eurotiomycetes; Eurotiales; Aspergillaceae
Product: proteasome regulatory particle lid subunit RPN9
Exons: 4
Coding region: 34-1134 (366 amino acids)
Biological process (GO): ubiquitin-dependent protein catabolic process
Cellular component (GO): cytosol; proteasome regulatory particle, lid subcomplex; nucleus
Molecular function (GO): structural molecule activity
Source: RefSeq, a predicted model, not a curated record
ACUUCAACUCAAACAAGCACCCACAUCUCCACCAUGGAGGCCAAGAUCCCCGACUUCUUGCUCGAGCAGCAAGCACAAGGAAGCCCAGAGACACAACCCUACUUCCUCACCUUUGAAGACUACUGGGAGCGCAAACUAUGGCACCAGCUUACAGACUCAUUGGUCGAGUUCUUCCGCAUGCCAGAGAGUGCUCCGCACCGCUUAGCCCUGUUUAAGACAUUCGUGCUCAGUUUCGCCGACCGGGUCAACCAGCUCAAGUUUGUGUCGCUGGGGUUGAUGGCAGCAACAGAAUGCACAGAUGAUCAAGAACGACUUGCUUUCCUCACAUCCCUCGCUACCAAGACGGAUACGGCCGAUACACAGGAUGCAUAUGUCUACGCGCUCGCUGACGUGGCCAACGUCAAGCUGUCGCUGAAGGAUUUGGACGGAGCACAGACAGACCUGGCCACCUGCCAGCGGGUGCUGGACACGUUCGACUCGGUCGAGACCGUUGUGCACGCCUCAUUCUACAAAGUGAACGCGGACUACUACCACUCUAAGCAAGAAUUCGCCUCCUUCUACAAAAACGCCCUUCUCUACCUCGCCUGCAUUGACCUGGAAGAACUCCCCGAGACCGAGCGCGCAUCGCGUGCCUACAACCUCAGCGUAGCGGCCCUGGUAUCAGAGACGAUCUACAACUUCGGAGAGCUCCUCCUGCACCCGAUUCUGGACUCCCUCACCGAGACCCCACACAACUGGCUCCGCGAGCUUCUCUUCGCCUUCAACCGGGGUGACUUGACUGCCUACGACGUGCUGGCCGGUAACAUCAGCAAGAACAAGCUGUUGGAGUCACACCGGGUAUUCCUGUACCAGAAGAUCUCGCUCUCGGCACUCACGGAGAUGGCUAUCGCUUCCGAGACUAAGGUUCAGCCCGACGAGAUCGAGCAUCUCGUUAUGAAGGCUUUGUCGCUUGGUUUGCUGCGUGGAUCUAUUGAUCAGGUUGCUCAGGUUGCACAGAUCCACUGGGUUCAGCCUAAGGUUCUGGAUAUGAAUCAGAUCGAUGGUAUGCGAAACCGUCUUAAGGAUUGGGAUGCUGGUGUUAAUCAGCUCGGUCACUGGAUCGAGGGAGCUGGUAAAGAUGUUUGGGCUGCAUAG